Molecule: messenger RNA, 2028 nt
Organism: Penicillium macrosclerotiorum
Lineage: Eukaryota; Fungi; Ascomycota; Eurotiomycetes; Eurotiales; Aspergillaceae
Exons: 1
Coding region: 1-2028 (675 amino acids)
Biological process (GO): chromatin remodeling
Cellular component (GO): Swr1 complex
Molecular function (GO): ATP-dependent H2AZ histone chaperone activity
Source: RefSeq, a predicted model, not a curated record
AUGGAUGGACCGCCGCCCCCGCCGCCCCCGCAUGGGGAGAAUCCUCAUACCACCGAUGGCGAGUAUCGCAAAUCAUCCGACCUUCCGCCGGGUAACUACGACAUCUUCAUCGUUCCACCACACUCUUCCGGCGGCGGUUUCCUAUAUCUACCCUCCCUCCAAUGCCAGCGGAACAGUUUCAUCGCUGGUGCCGCAAGUAUGCUCCUGGUCGUUCUGGUAUGGUCUGCGAUCGCACCAAUCGUCCGGACAUGGUACACGGCAACGGCACCCAACGGUGUCAAUGGUAUGGGAAUAGUGGUUAUGGCUAUUGGUGUAGGAGUAGCUGGAUGGGCAUUUGGAAUGUCGCAAUCCAGCAAGGGUAACAACGGGGGUGGAAAUAGGCGAUUCGGUGGUGGUUUCUCGGGAGGCUCGAAUGAACAAAAUGCCAACAGCCAAUCUUCUGGUACCAAACCCAACAAUGGCAACGAACACGGGCAGCGGCAACACGGAAACAACGGUGGUUCAGGCCCGCAGCAUGGCGGAAACUUUGGCGGAGGGCCGAACCGUGGCAACCAGUAUGCGGGCAACCAACACGACGCCGGUGCGCCACCAAAGACGGACCAGAACAAUCAUGGUCCGAAUGGCGCUGAAUGGGAGCGCGCACGGGAGGAAACCAAGCGGAAGGAGGAACUUCGCCGGAAGAUGGAGGAGUUCAAGCGCAAGCGCGAGGCAGAAGCCAAAGAGAAGGAGAGGAAACGCGAGCGGGAAGCCAUGGAGAAAGAGUUGAAGGAGCGCCGCGAGCAGCUGGAGCGAGAAAUGGCUGCUGCAAGAGAAAAGGCUGAGAGAGAAGCGCGAGAGAAGGCCGAGAAGGAAGCAGCGGAAGCCCGUGAGAAGCAGGAAAAGGAGGCUCGGGAAGCCCGUGAAAGGGAGGAAAAGGCCGCUGCCGCCGCCAAAGCAGAGGCAGAGCGGUUGGCUGCAGAGGCGAAAGAGAAAGCUGCUAAAGAGGCCGCGGAAAAGGAGGCAGCGGCAAAGGCAGCGGCUCAAAAAGAGGCCAUGGCCAAGUUCGCCGCUCUCAAAGAAGCGGCUGCCAAACGAUAUGCCGAGAAGAAGGCACAGGAUGCGAAGAAAGAAGCAGCCAACAAGCCUCCGGCGAGUGCUGCCAGCGCAACCGGUUCUCCUCGAACACCGUCGCCCAAAAAGCCUCCUUUUCCAACGGCAAAGACCACUGUCGAAGAAGACGAUGCGUAUUCCUUUCGGCCAUACGAUCGUCCACGCCGGCCGUAUGGACAACCUUCUGGGUCUUCAGCAUACUCUGAAUCAUCGUAUGCUCCAUCUCAAUCGACAGCACGUACGACACCUCCGCCCUCGCAUCGCAGCUCUUAUUCCACCAAGGAUCCUGAUAAGAUUGUGAUCCAAGGCGUGUAUCAGUUCAACAACGCUUUUAUGAAAACCCCAGUCGCUCAACUUGUUUCCGGGCAGGGUAUGGUGACCGACGGGCUUGUACUGCGGAUUACUACCGAAGGUCUCUUCAUUGAUGAUGACCUUCGAGGAGUUGGGCAGCGCGAAUGGGAUGUUAAAGCAUGGACGUUGAAACUGGCCGAGGUGUGGUGCCCCCAGAUGGGACCCGACAAGUCCUCCAAACCAGGGUCUACCAAUCCCUUCUCCUUCCGCCGUGGUAACUCGGCGCACUCGGUGCCCACAAGCGAGGAAUCUGAUGCCUUCGUUAUAAACCUGCUCAAGGUCUGCAAGAAUACCUGCCGCCUGGCAUCCCCAUCAGCAUGCUUCGCCCGCGGUUCUGCUGCGAGCGGUGUGGAUGGAGGACCCGUGCACCCACCCCAGGGAGACUCCCGUGGACUCCAUAUUCUCCGCGCCAGUUUGCGUGACCAGGAGGGCAAACGCUAUGUCUUUGUUUUGCAGGAUACGGAGGCGUGGAAGGUCGCUAUCGGCCUUCAACGGCUGCGUAGCGGUGCACUUGUCCGUGCCCUAGGUGUGUCUGCAUUGCCGAGCACUGAAUGCAAGAGCAUCCUUGGCGGACUAGGUUAUACGUGA